Molecule: messenger RNA, 1827 nt
Organism: Sinocyclocheilus rhinocerous
Lineage: Eukaryota; Metazoa; Chordata; Actinopteri; Cypriniformes; Cyprinidae
Gene: atat1
Product: alpha tubulin acetyltransferase 1
Exons: 12
Coding region: 424-1752 (442 amino acids)
Biological process (GO): alpha-tubulin acetylation
Cellular component (GO): microtubule
Molecular function (GO): tubulin N-acetyltransferase activity
Source: RefSeq, a predicted model, not a curated record
CGUUGCCAAGAGGAAACGGAAAUACAUCUUCUGAAGCCGCAGAUUUCUGCCACUGUCUAAAGAUUUUUUUGUUUACAUUUUUAGAGCUAUAACAAGAAACUAUAAAACAAUUUGCAGGUGUUGCGCGUCUUGACUCGUGCAGGAGUGUGUGCGGUGUACUACGGCUGACCAGCGCUCAUCAUCCCGCUGCACAAGGAAGGGAGUGACACAAACACAAUAGGAGGACAGAAGAAGCACUCAUAACGCCGCUAUACAUCUGUGCCUUUAAACCAGCCUACUACUGAAGCGGCAAUAAUGUGGAACUGGUAUUUUAAGUGCAGGCCGGUGAUGCAGUGAAUCGAUUGGCACUGUGAUAAAUGCAUCUGAAUCUGCAGAAGGGCAUUAGUAGUGCAUUGUCUUAAGAUUUCAGUUCUGUCCUUUACAAUGGAUUUCCCUUUCGACCUGAACGCGCUUUUCCCCGAGAGAAUUACUGUGCUGGAUAACAGCUUGAGUGCAGGUCGGAUAGCGCAUGGGAGACCAGAUCCUCUUCUUCAGAUCAGCACAGUUAUAGAUGAGCUGGGCAAAGCCUCCUCUAAGGCUCAGCAGCUGCCUGCUCCUAUAACCAGUGCUGCAAAGCUCCAGGCCAACAGACACCAUCUCUACCUCCUGAAAGAUGGAGAACAGAACGGCAGGAGGGGUGUUAUCGUUGGAUUUCUGAAGGUUGGCUACAAGAAGCUGUUUUUACUUGACCAACGGGGGGCGCAUUUGGAAACCGAGCCUUUAUGUGUACUGGAUUUCUAUGUGACAGAGACACUGCAGAGACAUGGCUAUGGGCUCGAGCUCUUUGACUUCAUGCUGAAACACAAACGGGUGGAGCCUGAACAGAUGGCGUACGAUAGACCUUCUCCUAAAUUCCUGUCAUUUCUAGAAAAGCACUAUGAUCUCAAGAACAGUGUGCCUCAGGUGAAUAACUUUGUGGUGUUCAGUGGAUUCUUCCAGAGUAGAUCAGCGGUCCAGUUGAGAAAAGUUCCCCCAAAAAAGCCAGAGGGAGAGAUCAAACCGUAUUCACUAAUGGAAAGAGAAGUGGUUCGGGAGGAGCAGAGGGCUCUCCCCUGGCCGUUCGUUCGCCCCGCGGGUCCCCCCCACUCUCCCCCUCUGCUUCCGUCAUCUCCGCAAUCCGGUUCGCUCAGUGUGGGAUCCUCCCCCAGCCGGGCCCCGCUCCGCCCCACCGCGGCCCCCCGGACCCCCUCCUCCCAGCUCAACGACAGCUGCAGGGCAAAACGCACCAGCCAUCAGGGUCUGGUUGCCAGGAGCAACCUCUACAGUCGCCAUAUCAACAGCCGAGACCUCGGGCAAUUAUUGGCAGAACAGCAGAACCCCUUGAAGCUUCCAGCUGUCGUGUGUGCUUCCUCAGGGCUGAAAGCAGAGCUGAGUGAGAGAGUGUGUGACACAGGGGCAAACGCAGAUGCAGUGGAACACAAACACACUUCAGAAAGACCGCAUCUUCAAGGCCAGGUUGUGUCUCUUCCGACAAUUGCCGUCGCCAAGAAAGAUCAUGUUCAGGAGCAGACCUCCAUAACACCCCAGGACCGCAAAGAAGAGCUGCAGACCAAAGUGUCACAGAACAGAGCAGAGGACUGGAGGAAAGGUGGAGCGGCUGAGAUGGAGAGGGACGGAGGGAGAGGCGGAUGGUCCUGGACGGUUGGGGAGAGCCGCUGUACGGCCCAGUGGGUCCGACAGAAACAAGAGUAUCGCAGCACGCGGCCCUGGUGACGGAAGAUGGUAAAGGGAUAGUUCACCCAAAAAUGAAAAUUCUGUUAUUAAUUACUCAUGUCCCUCAUGUCGUUC